Messenger RNA from Rhipicephalus sanguineus (brown dog tick), 2723 nucleotides. RefSeq lists its product as uncharacterized. NCBI's taxonomy places the organism in Eukaryota, Metazoa, Arthropoda, Arachnida, Ixodida, Ixodidae. Bases 21 to 2351 code for a protein of 776 amino acids. Gene Ontology annotation, biological process: tRNA-type intron splice site recognition and cleavage. Gene Ontology annotation, cellular component: tRNA-intron endonuclease complex. The transcript is spliced from 10 exons. The record is from RefSeq and is a predicted model, not a curated record.
GUAUUGCUUAGGCGGCAAGCAUGGCGGCUGCCGAAGCUGCUGUGGACGUCGUAGCUUGCGACGAGAAAUCAGACGAGGACGGCAGAAACAGCCCUGAUUCUUCGAGCGAGCCAGUUGCCACGACAAGCUCCAUGCCGGACGACUACGUCUAUCGGGCUCCCAGUGGUGUGGACAUCUUCAAGUGGCACCAAGGCCGUAUCCACGACAACGAAGUCAAAGUUUGGACGGGCACGAAGCGGCUGGAGCCGAACGGGACCGCGGAAGAGGUGGAGCUGGUGGAAUCGUUGCGGAGGAGCCGAGCCGACAUGCUGAGCCGCGUCGGAUCGUUCAGACCCAUCGACGUUUUGCAAGCUCUUUGGGACGAGGAGGGGAAGAGAGUUGUCGUCACCAAGCACAAGGGCACCUAUCUCAAGUUUAUGGGUGCCAAAGUUGGUGACCGCACGGUCCUACACCCACACGAGGCACUCUUUUUGCUCGAAGCGAAUCAGUUGCUGCUGAUGCGUGACGGCGUCCCAGUGAGCAUCUCGGAGGGCUACGAGCUUCUCCUGAAAGAUGGCGACGACUACGACAGGUACCUGGUGUACUCACACAUCCUGAGGGCUGGAUACAUCGUCGUUCCACACAGGAAGCAGGUGAGCCGUGAAACAUCGAAACCCGCCGAGACGGAAGCUAAGGAAGUCAAAGGCAAUCCUCACGAGAGCGACGACGACGUGGUGUGCCUCGACGACUCCGACGACUCGGACAUCUCCGUUGUCGAGGUGAUUCCGGCCAAGUUUCCCAAGCUCGACCCUUCCAUCACGAUAACGCCGGCGACCAGCCCGAAGAGGAACCUGUUUCCGGACAAACGGCGCUCUCGGGGCGGUGACCUCGCCUUCCCACAGUACGUCGCUGGUCAGCCGCUGGUCCUGAAAAGACCGCCUCGCCACCUCCUUCCCCGGAACGUGUACCCUUCCCGAGAGUGGUACGAAGUCGACCCCACCAGAUGGUGCCAGGAGGAGAUCGCCGUCAGGGAGAAGCGAAGGAACAGAGGAUGGUACGGAGAAAGGUCGUCCACAAACUGGGACCAGAGGCACAGCUCCGGACGAAGGAAUCCCGCCAUUCCGGACUUGAGGCCAGACCUGCAGUGCCAGGGCAAUGGGCAGGCCUGGCAGGCGCCGGACACUUCAUCGUGGCAUGCGCCGAACAACUCGGCGCCGACGGCUCCGGAGCAGCGCAGAGACGCCAGAACGUGGAGCAACAACACGGAUGGUUACGGCACCGGUCAGCCCAGGGGUCCGUACCAGGGCGGCGACGGUCCUUGGAACAACGCGGCGGCCCGACAGCCCCCGUACGACGCGUCUCACUGCCAGCCCUGGUGGCACGGGGGAGGAGGACUCGGCGGUGGUGGUCCGCCGCAACCGUGGAACUUCGCCGAUACCCGGGGAGCAGCCAGCAUGGAAAGACCACCGAUACCUCUACCUUGGGGGCCGGGCCAGCCCUGGCGCACCGUGCCGCCACCGCCACUUCACCCGCUCCCACCGCCACCACCGUUGCUUCCGGGAUGGCCGUCCCGAAAGCCGCACGAAGGCAGCCCUCACGGUUCCGGAAACCAGUACGGAUACUUUACAGAGGCCUACGUGUCCGAAACAUCUCAGCGGAGCCAGGAGCCGCGGAGGUUUGGGUCAGGCUCUUCGUUCUUCUCCGGACCGGGUCGGCCGGACCGCCCCACUCGUCCGAACCAGGCGUCGUACCGGAGAUCCGCGCACAGGAAUGACAGCAGUCCCCGCCGAAACUGGCAACGAGGACCGCACCGACCGAGCCACUGGCGCAGUGGGGCUCGCGGUGGCGCCGACGAGGAGGACUAUCCUUCAGCCUUGCCUCCCUUCUCGGCAGAGGCGACCAGCUGGUCCGAGCUCAAGUCCGGCCUUGCCCAGUCUGAGCGCUCAGAGGCACUCCUCGGCGGCGAGGGCUCCGUCCUCUGGAAGGGUUCCAUCGAGCCACUGGUCACACCCACGCAGGACGUCUCGAUACCGGGCAUCGUGUCCCAGCUUGCCAUCAUCCAGGAGGUCGACCUGGUGAAUGGCAGUCGGCAGUCCAACGGCUCGACGUCCAACAGCUCCGACCCCGUGACGCCAGACCUGGACGUGUACUUGCCUGCCACGAGCUACUCCAAGCGGAACCCUGGGACUCCCGAGUGUAGAGUCUGCGUGGUCAGGUGGGAAGAUGGCCCAGCCCAGCUGCGAGACCUGAAAGCCCGGCAGUCAGCUGUGAGUGACGGUGCACCCCUCGUGUUCGCAGCGGUGGACCAAGGCCAAGUGCACCUGUACGCGUUUGAUGUGAUGGAAGCGCCACGUUUCUUUCCGGUACCCUGAAGUCGGAGCAAUGUGCUGCUUCUUUCCGUGGACACGAUACCUCAACGCUGUGGGGGAGCGAAUUUUUGGGAUUGUCGUCGGAUCUCCAACCUGGUAUCCAAAUCGUGCGCUUUUGCCCUGGCAGUUAGUAUUCCCAUUCUGCCGGCUUUCGAUUUACAGCAACUAUAUGCACUGCCACCGUUUUGUGUCCGGGCAAACGGGAAAAAAAAAAAAGAAUGUUGUACGUGUAGAAGAGGUAGGCACCAUUGCCACCAAGUUCGAACGUCAUUUAAUGCUGUUCUCUAGUGAGUCCUAAAAUGCUGUAGAAAUUUUGUACGCCGCGUCACUCGAGUAUUUUUGUAGCAGCAUCAACUGAAACGAUUGUCGGUACAC